Molecule: messenger RNA, 444 nt
Organism: Protopolystoma xenopodis
Lineage: Eukaryota; Metazoa; Platyhelminthes; Monogenea; Polystomatidea; Polystomatidae
Source: the annotation of a GenBank genome assembly
AUGCAACGAGCCAUAAUCAAGUUUGCGAGCUGUCCGCGUCUAGUCCGAAUUGUCAAGGAUCAAGGAAGACAGCAUGACGCGGCGUCGGGUCAACAUGAUGCCGUGGGUCUUUUGAAGCUUGACUUCACUCAACUGGCAAUAGAUGGCCUAAUCUAUCGGACCCGCGGUGUCUCCAGUUCACAUGCCUGCUUCCAGGGCAAAAUUGACCGUGUACAUAGCUUGAAUGACGUGGCCUUGGAAAUGAGGCAAACAUCCUCAUCGCAACCAGCCUCCACUUGUCAUUUGCCAGUUGCUAAAGCAGCAAAGAGACACGCGAUCAGUUUUUUCAGUCUUAGUCGUCAACAUAAAUUCUGUGCCUUUUUCAAUAAACUUCUCAUUAUCUGGUCUAGUCUGAUAGCCUCAUCGACACAGUUCACAAGGCAACCUGUGAAAAGUACAGCAUAG